This is a messenger RNA of Balaenoptera ricei (Rice's whale), 3611 nucleotides long. RefSeq names its product zinc finger protein 345. Gene Ontology annotation, molecular function: RNA polymerase II cis-regulatory region sequence-specific DNA binding; DNA-binding transcription factor activity, RNA polymerase II-specific. NCBI's taxonomy places the organism in Eukaryota, Metazoa, Chordata, Mammalia, Artiodactyla, Balaenopteridae. Gene Ontology annotation, biological process: regulation of cytokine production; negative regulation of transcription by RNA polymerase II; regulation of immune system process. The transcript is spliced from 7 exons. The record is from RefSeq and is a predicted model, not a curated record. Bases 418 to 3462 code for a protein of 1014 amino acids.
ACUCCUUGGUUUAAGGAUCCAGUCUGCAGCGGUAGGUGAGUGCACUACCUUGCUGGGACCCGCACGCUGCCUUUGGGUUGGAGCAUCCAGAAGGAAGUUCUUAUAAGGUGCUGGGAAUACCGGUGUGCCGGCUGGGGCUCGGUGCUGACAGGAAUCGAGACGAUCCUGGCUCUGGACUACGUAUCUCCAACUUCGUAGCACUCAGGUUAAUUCCUUACGGAAGUCGGCCUUGCCAGUGCGGAGUGGCUGUGCCCUUCUCCGCUGGUCGUCGGCCGCUUCACUUCGGUUCCUAGCGGCGGAGGCGUGGUGCUAUCAGCUGUGUUCCUCUGCGCCGCAGCCCUGCUCUCCUCUUAGGACUCUGCACAUCUCCAGGAGAGGAACCCAGAAAGUUGAUCAGUUCUGACAGUUCUCAAAACCAUGCCUCACUGGUUGGUAACUUUCAGGGAUGUGGCCAUCAACUUCUCUCAGGAGGAAUGGGAAUGCCUUGACCCCAUUCAGCGGGAUUUGUACAGGGAGGUCAUGGUGGAGAACUACAGCCACCUGAUCUCACUGGCUGGAUGUUCGAUCCCUAAGCCAGACGUGUUUUCCUUACUGGAGCGAGGGAAGGAGCCCUGGAUGGUGGUGAGAGCCAUGACAAGAUGGAGCUCAGACUUGGAAUACAGCUGUGAGACCAAAAAGUCAUGUCCAGAAAAGGGAACUUAUGAAAUGGAAUCACUGCAAUGGGAGAAUAUGAGGAAACCUAUCAGCCAUAACCUUGAGUGCAAUGAUCUUGGAGAAAAUACAGAGUGCAAAGGCAAGUUUGAGGAUCAACAGAGAAGUCAGGAAAGACCAUACAUGCACAUGAAAAUUACCUGUAAAGAAGAGGCCACUCAAAGCCAUUCCAUGUCCCCUAUUCUUCAUCAGAUAAAUCCUACCAAGGAAAAACUGUACAAAUGUAAAGAAUGUAAACAAGCUUUCAGCUACUUGUCAUGCCGUAUUCAACAUAAGAAAAGUCAUAAUAAAGAAAAACACUCUGACAUUAAGAAAUGUAGGAAGAUCUUCAGCAAAAAGCCAACCUAUAUUCAACAUCAGAGGAUUCAGAAUGGUGAGAAACCUUAUGAGUGUAUGGAAUGUGGAAAGGCCUUUGGUCGUAGUUCUGAUCUGAUUCAACAUCAGAAAAUUCAUACUAAUGAAAAACCUUAUCAAUGUAAAGCAUGUGGGAAGGCCUUUAUUCGUGGUUCACAACUCACUGAACAUCAGAGAGUUCAUACAGGAGAGAAACCAUAUGAAUGUAAGAAAUGUGGAAAAGCCUUUAGUUAUUGUUCACAAUAUACACUCCAUCAGAGAAUUCAUAGUGGUGAAAAACCUUAUGAAUGUAAGGAAUGUGGGAAGGCCUUUAUUCUUGGCUCUCAGCUUACUUACCAUCAGAGAAUUCAUAGUGGUGAGAAACCCUAUGAGUGUAAGGAAUGUGGAAAGGUUUUUAUUCUUGGUUCACACCUUACUUAUCAUCAAAGAGUUCAUACUGGUGAAAAGCCUUACAGAUGUAAAGAAUGUGGGAAGGCCUUUUUAUGUGCCUCCCAACUUAAUGAACAUCAGAGAAUUCACACAGGUGAGAAACCCUAUGAAUGUAAAGAAUGUGGAAAGGCCUUUUCUCGUGGCUCACAACUUACUUAUCAUCUGAGAGUUCAUACAGGUGAGAGACCCUAUAAGUGCAAAGAAUGUGGGAAAGCCUUUAUUUCUAAUUCUAAUCUUACUCAACAUCAGAGAAUUCAUACAGGUGAGAAACCUUACAAAUGUAAGGACUGUGGAAAGGCCUUUAUUUGUGGCAAACAACUUAGUGAACAUCAGAGAAUUCAUACAGGUGAGAAACCCUUUGAAUGUAAGGAAUGUGGAAAGACCUUUAUUCGUGGUGCACAACUUACAUAUCAUCAGAGAAUUCAUACAGGUGAAAAACCCUACAAAUGUAAGGAAUGUGACAAAGCUUUUAUUUAUGGCUCACAACUUAGUGAACACCAGAGAAUUCAUAGAGGUGAAAAACCCUAUGAAUGUAAGCAAUGUGGGAAGGCCUUUAUUCGUGGUUCACACCUUACUGAACAUCUAAGAACUCAUAAUGGUGAGAAACCCUAUGAAUGUAAGGAAUGUGGGAAGGCCUUUAGUCGUGGCUCAGAACUUACUCUACAUCAAAGGAUCCAUACUGGUGAGCAACCCUAUGCAUGCAUCCAGUGUGGUAAAGACUUUAGACGUCAUUCACACCUUAUUCGACAUCAGCGAAUUCAUACUGGUGAGAAACCUUAUGAAUGUAAAGAAUGUGGCAAGGCCUUUGGUAGUGGUGCAAACCUUGCUUACCAUCAAAGAAUUCAUACUGGUGAAAAACCUUAUGAAUGUAAUGAAUGUGGGAAGGCCUUUGGUAGUGGCUCAAACCUUACUCACCAUCAGCGAAUUCACACUGGUGAGAAACCAUAUGAAUGUAAGGAAUGCGGGAAAGCCUUUAGUUUUGGAUCAGGCCUUAUUCGACAUCAGAUAAUUCACAGUGGUGAAAAGCCUUAUGAGUGUAAGGAAUGUGGGAAGUCCUUUAGUUUUGAAUCAGCCCUUACUCGGCAUCACAGAAUUCACACAGGUGAGAAACCUUAUGAAUGUAAGGAUUGUGGGAAAGCCUUUGGCAGUGGUUCAAACCUUACUCAGCAUCGAAGAAUUCAUACUGGUGAGAAACCUUAUGAAUGUAAAGCAUGUGGAAUGGCCUUUAGUAGUGGUUCAGCUCUUACGCGGCAUCAAAGAAUUCAUACUGGUGAGAAACCAUAUAUAUGUAACAAAUGUGGGAAGGCUUUUAGUUUUGGAUCAGCCCUUACUCGACAUCAAAGAAUUCACACCGGUGAGAAACCUUAUGUAUGUAAGGAAUGUGGGAAGGCUUUCAAUAGUGGCUCGGAUCUCACUCAACAUCAGAGAAUUCACACUGGUGAGAAACCCUAUGAGUGUAAGGAAUGUGAGAAAGCCUUUAGAAGUGGUUCAAAACUUAUUCAGCAUCAAAGAAUGCACACUGGUGAGAAACCCUAUGAGUGUAAGGAAUGUGGGAAGGCCUUUAGUAGUGGUUCAGACCUCACUCAACAUCAGAGAAUUCAUACUGGUGAGAAACCCUAUGAAUGUAAGGAAUGUGGGAAGGCUUUUGGUAGUGGCUCAAAACUUAUUCAACACCAGCUAAUUCACACAGGUGAAAAACCCUAUGAAUGUAAAGAAUGUAGAAAGUCCUUUAGUAGUGGUUCAGCCCUUAAUCGGCACCAGAGGAUACACACUGGUCAGAAACCCUAUGAAUGUAAGGAAUGUGGGAUGACUUUUGGUACGGGCUCCAGCCGUACUCAACAUCAGAGAAUACAUACUGGUGAGAAACGUUAUGAAUGUAAGGGCUGUGGGAAGGCUUUGGAGAGGGGUUCAGAAAUUCAGCAACAUAAGAAAAGUCAUGCUGGUAAGAAGCUCUGUGAGAAACUAUAAAUUGGAAUUACGUAGUUAAGGAACCAUACAAUAAAGAGAAUUCAUACUAGUGAGAGUCCCUACAAAUGUAACUAAGGUACAUAUACUUAUACUUUACCAGUUAGUCAGUCUGAGAAAAUUCAUACAGAAAAUGAACACUCUGAAUAAAA